UGUUCCCCCCUUCCUCUCCGGCUGACUCCCAUCCCAUCACUCACUCACCUCUCGCCAUAGCGAUCCCAUCCCCAACCGACGCAGCAGACAACCGAAAACUCACCCCAUAACUCCCCCUAUUUCUCCAUACAAAUAACAACUUACCCAACUGAACAGAGGGCCGAGGCCAGUCUUCUUCUUCUUCUUCCUCCUUUUGCAGAGAUCUUGGGUACCCAAUUCCCGAGACCCACCAAGAACUCUGCUUCUGCCCACCCAGAGCAUAAAUAAGCAUAUCUCUGUAAGUGUCGGUGGCAAUGGGGAUCGAAGGCAUGGUGGGGUCGCCGCCGCAGGCGUUGCUCGAACGGCUCAAGGAUUACGGCCAGGAGGACGCUUUUGCUUUCUGGGACGAGCUCUCCCCUCCGGAGCGCCACUCCCUUGUCAAGGACCUCGAGAGUUUGGAUCUCUCGAGAAUCGAUCGGAUCAUUCGAUGCUCCAUGAGAUCUCAAGGGCUGCCGGUGGCGGCAAUCGAGCCGGUUCCGGAAAGUGAUGUGUCGGCUGUUGAAGGAAGAACACCGGAAGAGAGGGAGAGAUGGUGGAAAAUGGGCUUGAAAGCAAUCUCUGAGGGAAAGUUAGCUGUCUUGCUCCUCUCCGGCGGUCAGGGGACAAGGCUCGGAAGUUCAGACCCCAAAGGAUGUUUCAAUAUCGGACUGCCAUCAGGCAAGUCACUAUUUCAAAUUCAAGCAGAGCGAAUUUUGUGCGUCCAGAAAUUGGCUGCCCGAGCUGCCAAAGAGGGUUCUGUUGCUUCUGUCUCAAUACAUUGGUACAUAAUGACCAGUCCCUUCACUGAUGAUGCCACACGCAAGUUCUUUGAAAGUCACAAAUAUUUCGGGCUUGAGGCAGAUCAAGUGACCUUCUUUCAACAAGGUACAAUGCCAUGCAUCUCAAAAGAUGGCAGAUUCAUUAUGGAGACUCCAUACAGAGUUGCCAAAGCUCCAGAUGGUAAUGGAGGAGUAUAUUCAGCUCUUAGAUCUUCAAAACUAUUGGAAGAUAUGGCUGCGAGAGGCAUCAAGUAUAUAGAUUGCUAUGGAGUGGAUAAUGCUCUAGUAAGAGUGGCUGAUCCUACUUUUUUAGGUUAUUUCAUUGAGAAAGGUUCAGAUGCUGCAGCCAAAGUUGUCCGUAAGGCAUAUCCUCAAGAGAAGGUUGGUGUGUUUGUACGGCGAGGUAAAGGUGGACCACUUACUGUAGUUGAGUACAGUGAGUUGGAUCCAGCACUAGCUUCCAUGAUAAAUCAGGAAACUGGACGUCUUCGUUUUUGCUGGAGCAAUGUUUGCCUGCAUAUGUUCACAUUGGAUUUUCUCAACCAAGUAGCCAAUGCCCUCGAGAAAGAUAGCAUUUACCAUCUAGCUGAAAAGAAAAUCCCUUCCAUCCAUGGGCACACAGCAGGGAUGAAAAUGGAGCAGUUUGUAUUCGAUGCAUUUCCAUAUGCUCCUUCAACAGCCCUUUUUGAGGUUGUUCGCGAAGAAGAGUUUGCCCCAGUUAAAAAUGCCACUGGGUCGAGCUUCGACACCCCAGACAGUGCUCGACUGCUGGUUCUUCGGCUCCAUACUCGUUGGGUGGUGGCUGCAGGAGGCUUCUUAACUCAUUCAGUCCCUCUUUAUGCAACAGGCGUGGAGGUGUCACCCCUUUGUUCAUAUGCUGGAGAAAACCUCGAGGCGAUUUGUCGGGGAAGAACAUUUCAUGCUCCUUGUGAGAUAGCAUUCUAGUUAGAGCCAUCAUGCGUGAUGGAAACUGGGAGAUGAGGCUACAAUUCGUUGGAUAUCAAUUGUUUUUGUUUAUAUGGGCGGCUCUUUUUCUUUCUUUUUUUUCCCCGGUGAACUGCUUAUAUGAGUGAUGGUAUGAUGAUGAGUUGUUCCUUUUUAUUUCAUUUUAUUUUUUGUUUUAUGGGUUGUAGAAUAAAAACAUAAAAGAAGGGAAUAAAAGGGUCUAUGCGAUUCUUUCAUGGUUCA
Punica granatum (pomegranate) is the source of this 1985-nucleotide messenger RNA. The record is from RefSeq and is a predicted model, not a curated record. Lineage: Eukaryota; Viridiplantae; Streptophyta; Magnoliopsida; Myrtales; Lythraceae.